AUGCGUUUCCUUGUUCUUGUCCUCGCCAUGCUUGUUAUUCAAGGUGAGGCUUUUUUUUCACUUCGCACAAAAUCAGUUAUUUUUAGCUCUCGCCCACCCUGACACGAGUCGUCGUGCCCGGCGAGACACUACGGAGGCGUCUGGCAGUGAUGGUUCCGGAUCCGGUAGCGAAGCGUCCGGCGAAUCUUCUGGUGCUUCUGGCGAGUCUUCCGGCGAGGCUUCUGGAGAAUCUUCUGGAGAGUCAUCGGGAGAAGCUUUCGGAGAGUCUUCUGGAAUUGAAGGAUCUGGCGAUGAAGCGUCUGGAGAAGGUGGAUCAUUCGUUUUUUUAUUCACAAAAGUUGUUUCAGACUGAAAAAAAAAUUGAUAAAUUGUGUUCUUUUCUGAAUCUAGAAGUAUUUUACCCUGAAAAAGUGUUUCUUUAGUUUUUCUGGACAUUUGAAUAUUCUUGGAAUUCUCUUGUAGAGGAAAAAUGAUUAAUCAAUAAAUCAAGGUGGUUUUUCUGAAAUUUUUCAAAAGUUUCCUCAUCUUUGAAUAAUGAACCUUUGUGAGAAGUUGAGGGGAGCAUGAAAAAUAGGAUAAAAUCUCAUCUCAAAAUAUUUUUUGCUUUGACUGAGAAACUUAUUAUUUUUGGAUCUUUAUCAAUUACUGUUUUUUCAGAAUCCGGAGAAGAAGCUUCCGGCGAAGAGCAGACUGUUCCAGGUGGGAAAUUCUCCAUUUUUCAAAAAUAAUGGAGAAAUUUGUUCAGCCGGCCAAGUCUCCGUUGCUCUGAUCGAGAAGCUCGAGGACGACGCCAAGCAGAUGCAAGACGAGUCUCAGGACCUCGUCCAGCAGACGAACAAGAUCCUCGAGCAGCUCAACACGCUCUCUACGAACGCCCAGAAAGUCUCCGACGCGGCCCGCGUCGUCUUCUUCACCGCCAACACCCUCCAUCAGCAAGCCAACAACGGAAGAACCGACGGGAACGGCAUCGAAAGCUCUGGAAUCGAAUCAUCUGGAAUCGAGAGCUCCGGAAUCGAAGUGAGAAGUCAAAUCCAAGAUAAAAAUGUUGAUCAAGAAAUUCAAGUUUAAAAAUCGCAGCUUGAUUGAAAAAUUUAUUUCGGUGAAAUAAGAAAAGCGCUGUUUACAUAAGUCACAAAAUGUGCCUUUGAAUAAGUUCGAAAAAUUGAUCUGGUAUAGCCAAUUCCGCGCCAGCUUGUCACGAUUUUCAUUUUCCUCGGAGCUACAAAGCUCAUCGGGGGUUUCGCUUCAAUACGCUCGGUCUGCUUUUUUGCGUGCGCCUUUAAUAAAACGGAAUAGGUCAAAUUAAAGGCGCAUGCAAAGAGGCAGCUGGACUCAUUAAAGCGAAGCUUAAUAGAAGGGUUCUGUAGCUCAAAGAAAAGAAUGAACCAAAAAAUGAAUAUGUACUCGAAUUCAGAGCUCUGGAGCCUCAAACACCGAGCUGUCGAACGGCCUGAACGGCGGCGUCAACUCGACGGCGUCGAAGGACGGAACCUGCUCCAGCAUGGCAGCCUGCUUCGGCGACGACGAGUGCGGAAAAUCUGGCAAAUGCGUCGGCGCCUUCGUCGGAACCUGCAACUGCAACGCCUGCAUCAACUUCUGGAGGUGAGCUCCAAUUUUACCUGCGCGAAAUUUUUAUUUAGUUAGUCUUGAAUUUUGACAGUUCGCCAAUUUUUCUAAUGAGUCUCAUCCAAAAGGACAGGAACCUUUUUUGAAAUUGAUGUAGUUCUUAUAUCAUCUCAUCAAUCGACAACAAUUUUCAGUUGUGGAAACGACCGCGGCUGCGGAGGUCUCCAGGGCGCCUGCUCGAACGCGACGGCCCGCUGUGACUGCUUCGCCGGCUUUGCCAGCAACGGCUUCUCCUCCUACUUGGACGCCCUCAACGGCCUCUGCAACGUCAAGAAGUGCACCAGAAACUCGGACAACUGCUUUGGCCUCCCGUGCAACGCCGGCCAGUGCAUCUGCUUGAACUAG
Molecule: messenger RNA, 1971 nt
Organism: Caenorhabditis auriculariae
Lineage: Eukaryota; Metazoa; Nematoda; Chromadorea; Rhabditida; Rhabditidae
Source: the annotation of a GenBank genome assembly